Anthonomus grandis grandis is the source of this 1235-nucleotide messenger RNA. RefSeq names its product ER lumen protein-retaining receptor (gene KdelR). The record is from RefSeq and is a predicted model, not a curated record. Gene Ontology annotation, biological process: endoplasmic reticulum to Golgi vesicle-mediated transport; protein retention in ER lumen. NCBI's taxonomy places the organism in Eukaryota, Metazoa, Arthropoda, Insecta, Coleoptera, Curculionidae. Gene Ontology annotation, cellular component: cis-Golgi network; endoplasmic reticulum; membrane. The coding region runs from base 78 to 716 and encodes 212 amino acids. Gene Ontology annotation, molecular function: ER lumen protein retrieval receptor activity. The transcript has 4 exons.
UUGUCAAGUUGUCAAUGACCACGUCACUUAAGUAGGAAACCAACUUUUCAGGAUUUUCCUCACAAAAAAUCGACAAAAUGAACAUUUUUAGGCUACUCGGAGACCUCUCCCAUCUCUUAGCCAUCAUUAUCCUGCUUCAGAAAAUUUGGUACACCAGGACGUGCGCAGGCAUUUCAGGCAAAUCACAAAUUCUUUUUGCACUGGUUUAUACCUCAAGAUAUUUAGAUUUGGUAUCCUCUUAUGUCUCACUGUACAACACGUCGAUGAAAGUGGUUUUUCUCGCUAGUUCCUAUGCCACCCUCUAUUUGAUUUACCUUAAGUUUAGAGCUACUUAUGAUAGGAACCAUGAUACUUUCCGCAUUGAAUUUUUGGUCUUACCAUCUAUUUUGUUUGCCCUGUUGAUUAAUCACCAAUUCAGUUUCUUGGAGGUCUUGUGGACAUUUAGUAUUUAUCUUGAAUCUGUAGCAAUUCUUCCCCAAUUAUUCUUAGUAAGCAAAACCGGAGAGGCUGAAAGUAUUACUUCCCAUUAUCUGUUUGCUUUGGGAUCCUACAGGGGGCUGUACAUCUUAAACUGGAUCUACCGGUACUGGAAUGAGGGCCACUAUGAUUUGAUUGCCAUAAUAGCCGGUAUUAUCCAGACUGUACUAUAUUGCGACUUCUUCUAUUUGUAUGUUACCAAAGUAUUAAAGGGGAAGAAGUUACAACUUCCAGCAUAAGAGGUACCUUGAGUAAGUGUUCUUUUGGCAGAAUAAUUUUGUUUUAAGUAUAAAUUGUUCAAAAAAGAUAGUAAAUAUUGUUUAAUUGGAAAUUAGUAAAAAGGUGGUCUUUGGAAUGGGAAUGAAUUAUACAAGAAGUCUGAUUAUGAUGUAAUUAACUUGUUUGGAUCCCCCAGGAUCACCACAUUAUUAUCAGCUUCAACUUAUUGUACUUUUGUAAUUAUUAUUAACAAUUAUAGAUGUUUUCUAUGUAACAAGUUAGGUAAAUAGAUUAUAGACAUUUUUCAACAUAAAUGUUCUUUAAGUUUUAUUUUUUUAAACUAAGAUUAAUUCGUGAAUAGUGUUUGAUAUCCAAAGAGUUUUGCUCCAAGUACUUAGUACUUUAACAUUAAGCUUUUUAGGUCUAAUUUUAUAAAUAUUAUUAAACCGAGCUAUACAGGAACAGUCUUUGGCAUGCCAGUUUGUUUGUUUUUUAUUUACAUUGUUUGUAAAUUAAUAAACAUCUCUCUUUAAGUAAAA